GUCCACCUUUGCCUCCAGCUCUGCCGCCCGAGAAGGGGUUCCGCGUUCGUUUUUAGCGAAAGACUGUGUUUCGGUGCUGUUUGGUCCGGGAAACUGUUGGCUUUGCUCCCAUACGACGUGCGUUGUGCGUGGUAUCUUUCGCAAGGCACGCAGAAACAUCUAGAGCACAAGCCUACCCCGAGAUUUCUGUGCGUAACAUCAACACAAAAGAUUAGCGCACACAUCCUGGAAGUUUCCGUCACCGUGCCCGAGGUGUGCCGUUUAUCGUAAACCAAAGCAGAAGGAAACGCUUCUGCCGAAUGGCGAAUGUUGAAAGAGACGACAACAUGUUGAACGAAGAGCAAGAAUCCUCGCAAUCCAACAGCAGCAACGGUUCGAGCGGCGUCGUACAAGCGACCUCCGGCUUCCAGCUGAAGUCCAGCAUCCUUCGCCAGUCCACAUUUGGCGCUUCCUCCUUCCUUGGCGGCAGCGGUGGUGGAUCAUCAUCCAGUAACAGCGUCUCGUCGUCUCCGUCGUUCACCACGGGUAGCAGCAAUAGCUUCAACCUGAAACCAAGCGUGCUGAAACCAUCGCAGCUGAGCUUCGGCGGAAUAGGCGCCGGCAAGGCGGAAGGCAACGGUUCGGAUCGAAACGGCAAUGAUGCGGUUACAUCGACACCUGCUGCAUCGAACCCCUUCCUCAAGACGCAACAGAGCGAGGAAGAUCCCAGCGAGUCGGAAAACGUUGAUACGAAGGGAGCAACAGCGGCAGCGUCUUCGUCGUCAGCGGCGACGGUGGCAUCGGGUGAUAAUGAAGGGAGCCCAACUAGCACCAACAGUAACAACGUCGCUGUCGUGGACCCGUUGGCUAAGCUAAAGAGUUCUUCCUUACCGAAAUCGAACCUUUUCGCCAACGUUAGCAAAUCGACCCUUAGUGAAGCAUCCGGGUUCGUGUUCGGUCAGAAUGUUCACGAGCGAGUAACGGGUGAAAACCUAGCCAGCACUACCGGCGGGGUGAACUCACUGCCGACCACGGAGUUUUCCUUCGCCACCAGUGUAGGUGGCGGUGGCACUGGCGCUGGCGAGGGAAGCACCGGUAAUGGGGCCAAUGAUGGCAGUGGCACUGUCGGGUCGGACAGCACCACCUCGACCGCGGCUACUGCCGCAUGUGGUAAGGAUGGUUCAGAUUCCUCCGAUGGCACGAGCAGCAGCCGCGAGCCAAAAGACCGCGAAAGUCUAGAGGAAGCCGCACGCCGGUAUGAGGAAAGUCGCGGUGCGUUGAAGCGUAAGUACGAGGAGGUGGAAACGAUUACGGGCGAGGAAGACGAGUGCAAUGUGGUGGAGAUAGCGUGCAAGCUGUUUGCGUUCGCGAAAUCAAACUGGGAAGAGCGAGGCCACGGCACACUGCGACUGAACGACAAGGAAAAUAACGAAUCUCGCGUCGUAUUUCGGCAGUCCGGUAAUCUGCGCGUUCUGAUCAACACCAAGGUCUGGUCCGGAAUGAUUGCCCAAACUCCAAGCCCGAAAAGCUUACGCUUAACAGCCAUCGACAGCACGGGACAGAUUAAAGUGUUUCUGGUGAUGUCUCGCCCGGAAGUUAUCAGCAAGCUUCACAACGAGCUAACGAAGCGCAUUGAGGUAGCCAAGCAAGCGGCAGAGCAGGAGGCGGCCAAGGAAAACAAGGGCGACAAUCAGGCAUCCUUGGUGAAAUCGGCAGUAUCCGACAGUGCCGCCAUUGAAGCGGCCGAUGAUGAAGGAUCCCGCACGGCGCCCGACCCGGAAGAUGAGAAUAGCAGCUCCGCUGAGGUGCCCGAGGAUGAGCCGAGUGCAAAGAAACGACACAGUAGCAUACCAUCGGCAGAACCGGCCUCUUCUUAAAUCUACACAUUCUUACGACUGGAUUAAUAUUACAACAAAAAAAAAGAAGAAAAAAAAACCAGCAGAAAUAGUCUUGAGGCGACGAUGGCCACAACACCAUUAUGCUAUUUCACCUUUCGAAACUUCACUCCCUGCAUCCAAUAGCAUCUGAAAAGCGGUUCCGCCUCCCGACCGAGGGCACAGCUAGUGAGAUUACUCUGCUAUAGUCGACGUUGAAGUGUGAGCGAUCGUGAAAAUUGAUCAAUAGGGAUUGAUCCCGGGAGUGGCGGUGAGUGUUUGCGAAUGGCGUGUGAUUAGCGGCAUCGUCCUGGCGACCCCGAGCUGAGAUGCAUAAUAAAUUAAGUUAAAAGAGAGCGAAAAGAGGAGAGAAAAUAUGCAUUAUACUGUGGAAAAUCUAAACUUUCUGCAAUCUACCGUACCCCACGUGUAAUGGGAAGGGUAGUAGCGGCGUCAUCUUAGCUGUUUAAGUGUUUUGUGUGACCACCGAUGAUAACAGACAUAGGGUUUGUAGCACAGGAGAAGGUGUACGUGUGUGGAAUGUAGGAUGCAGCUGGUUGCUUGGGUUUAUACUAGCUAUCAUCGUGUUAUGCUGUUGCUACAGGCCAGAAGGAACACCAAGCGGGCGAAAGCGAAAUGUCUUGUGAAAAAUUGCGUGCGGAGCACGACCUCACCCACUCACUGAAUUUAAAUUAUGUUUCCACCACAGUGGGCACGGUGAAAUGGACUCUACACUAUUUAUAUCACCUUCACGGGGCCCCGUUGUUCUCUCCGCCACAAAAUUUGUUGGCUGGAGGGGGUUAGAGGGCAAAUACAUUUUAACGUUGAUAGUGUAGCGAUACUGCGCCAUGAAAUCACAGAAACACAGCGGGACAGGGGUAACUAAAAUGGAAAUCAUCAGAGUGAGAGUAACUGGCUUUGCCAAAGCUAGAGUUCUGGCAAACUCCUGCUCGGGCGGUGCACGUGCAGAUUAGUCGAAUGUAGUUAAGCAACAUAUGGUUCAGGCUUCCUUGAUGUGUGUUCAGCAGCAGCAGACGUUGGGAAAUGUUGCAGGAUGUCGAGGAGGGAAUGGUUCUUGUUCCAUUUUCUCCCAUAUAGAACCAGUUGAAUCGGUGCCGUUUUGGUGCACUGAUUCUGGCAUAAAAAUGGUAUAUAAGCAAAAAGUGGCAGGGUGGAGCGAAAAGCAGUAUCACGGAGCAGAGAUAAUGAAGGAAAAUGGUGGAGUUUAAAUAUGAUUUCGCCUUUUGUACUGCUUCACCGAAAUACUGCACGAUAUGCUAGAUUUUGUUCGUUUAUGAAGCUGUUAUCAAACAUUCAUACAUAAACACAGGAAAACACACACAUUCAAAAACCCAAAAGUAAGAGGCGUCUACAGCAAAAUAUAUAGUUGGAGUACUGAUCUGUAUCAUAACGAUGAAGGUAAACGAUGCAAACAAAUGAAACUGUAAAACGUGGAAAUAAACUAAUUUCAAUUUAAACUUGCGGAAACGAAAAAUAUGUCUGCGUCUCUAAAUACUAAU
Messenger RNA from Anopheles darlingi, 3373 nucleotides. RefSeq names its product ran-binding protein 3 (gene RanBP3). Gene Ontology annotation, biological process: protein export from nucleus. Gene Ontology annotation, molecular function: GTPase activator activity. The transcript is spliced from 4 exons. Gene Ontology annotation, cellular component: cytoplasm; nuclear pore. The coding region runs from base 300 to 1856 and encodes 518 amino acids. NCBI's taxonomy places the organism in Eukaryota, Metazoa, Arthropoda, Insecta, Diptera, Culicidae. The record is from RefSeq and is a predicted model, not a curated record.